GUCAAAUAUAUCAAUCAAAUCAGUAGAAUUUGACAAAAAGAAGGAAGUUAUAAAGGACUGUUUUUAAACAAAUAAUUGAAUUAUUCACUGAAUAUUAUUAUUAAUGUUGGAAUAUAACAAUUUAAAAUCAUUAGGAAGCUAGUAAUUAAAUGAAGAUGGCCAGAGAUUACGACCACUUGUUUAAAUUGCUUAUAAUAGGAGACAGUGGUGUAGGUAAAAGUUCCUUACUUCUACGAUUCUCGGACAAUACGUUUACUGGAAGCUACAUUACUACCAUAGGUGUAGAUUUUAAAAUUAAAACUGUGAAUGUUAAUGGUCAAAAGGUUAAAUUACAAAUUUGGGAUACUGCAGGUCAGGAACGAUUCCGUACCAUAACUAGUACAUAUUAUCGGGGUACGCACGGAGUUAUAGUUGUGUAUGAUGUUACUAAUGGGGAGAGUUUUGCGAACGUCAAAAGGUGGUUACAUGAAAUUGAACAGAACUGUGAUCUAGUGAAUAAAGUAUUAGUUGGAAAUAAAAAUGAUACACCAGACAGGAAGGUGGUGCUCACAGAAGAUGCUCAACGUUUUGCUGAUACCAUGAACAUAAAAUUAUUCGAAACGUCGGCAAAAGAUAACAUAAAUGUAGAAGAAAUGUUCCUAGCAAUAACAAAAUUAGUCUUGCGUUCAAAAUUGGAGAUGCAAGAGCGGCAGAAUGUGACCCAAAAUGAUACUGUCAAUUUAAGGAAAACCAACAAACAGGGGAAAAAGAAAACCUGUUGUUAGCCACUAUAAAAAAAUAUAUUAUAUAUAAAAUAUUGCAAUUAUGUGUGUAUGUUUGUAAGCUGUGAGUGAAUGAACAGUAAAACGAUUUUUUUAAUUGGACAUUUUUUAAUCAGUAGUGUGUCAUAACUGGGAUCUCAUGUGGAACUGUUACUGCAUUUAACAAUUUUAAAAUUAAUUAUUCCUUUGAAUAUAGGGUCAUUUUAGGUGUAAUAGAUUAAGUUGAUAUUUCCCAAAUUUUCCAAGUCAAACUUAUUGACUUAAAUAUUUGGUACAUUCGUGGUAUUGUGUUUGACAGACAUCUUAAAAUAUACAGUAUGUUAGGUUUCCCACAUUGACCUCAGAAGAACGGUAUAGAAUAAGCGAUACUAUUGAUUAGAGAGAGGUAGGACAGUAUGCGCCAGCCCACUAGAGGUAAAGGCGUAUCCAUCUGUUCCAUCACGGUAGGCAGUCAGAAAAUAUAAUCAAGCAUACCAUCUUUCUUUCGAAGGAUCCAUGGGUUAACAUAUUAUAUAAUUAUACUUUAAAUUUUUAUUUCGUUAUCAGUUGAAAAAUAUAAACAGUAUUAAAUGCAGCUUAAUACAUCGUCAAUAACAAUAUUUUUUAUUAGUUGGUUUGAUUGAUUCAUUAUUUUUAUAAAAGCUUUAUUUACGGAGAUUUUCAGGACAAUGUCAGUUCAAUAAAAAAAAAUACUCAAUGUGUCGGAUCUCUUAUGGGCCAUUUGAAAGUGGUAAAAAGAAUAAUUUAAAAUUUAAGUUAUUUCUUAAAUUCAUCAAAUUUAUUUAAAAAAAGGUUUUAAUGAAUACCAGAAAUAAGUAGGUACAUUAUUUUUUUAAAAACUUUUUAUUGAAAGAUUAAGUUUUCCUUACUGACAUCACCUCACUUGAUAGACAUCUAGGCUAUUGAUUAUGUCAUAGAAAGGAAAGAUCACCUUCGUGCUCUUUCAUCAAAUAUCAUUAAAAAUGAGAAACCUUGCAGUGCAAUUGAAUUAGAGGGUGGAAAUUGGAGAUAGUGGUGAAAAUGUAACCCUUACAGUUUUUUAAUUAUAUCUCGAAAACGAAGCAAAAUUCAGAUAUAGUUAAUAAGAAUGUUUUUGUAGAGAAUGCGAUUUCAUAUCUAAAUAGAUUAUUUAAAUUUUCUUUUUGUAAAAAAGAAUUUAAAAAAGAGCAAAAACCAUUUUUUUUUUUUUAUUUUCUGAGCAGAGAUAGGUAUAGACAAUGCUUCAUAUAAAAAAGUACUUAAAAUUUUUGUUAAAAUGGUGGGUUAAAAAGUUUUUUUGGAUAAAAACCGGCCGAUAUAUAGCCUCUCAAACCCUUUUUUUAUCGCGUUUAUCUCUUUAUCGUUUUAGGAUAAUUUGUUAAUAAAAAUUCAUUAUUUUAAAAAGUUAUAUUUUACAAUAAUUUUGGAGAGUAAAGUUUAUUCAGGUAAGAAAAUUUUAUUUAACAUUAAAUAUUCAUUAAUUAUUCGAAUUAUUUGCAUUUCAUUAUAUUUUAUUUCUCUCAAUAAUCUUAUCAAAUUGGAUAUCGAUUUCUUCAUCUAUAUCUUCAAGAUCAUCGGCCCCUGUAAUCUCUGUUUCUCGUAUAUUUUCGCAAUUGACAUCCAUGCAUUCUUUGUAAAAUAUUCAACAAGUUAUUUUCCUAAUUUCCUACAACCACAGCUUCCGUAGCAACCUGAAGUACAUCCGCAAGCCACUUUAAUAUUAUUAUUGUUAAGAACAGGCAAGCCAUAUGGUCGAUUAAGCUGCUUUUUUAGUUAGUCAUUUUAAAUUACUACAUGACGGUUAAAACUUAAUAUACUGUUACGAAUUAAAUUAUUUCCUCAUUCUUCAAGUUCUUUAUCCACUCUCGCCUUAAAUUGGUUUAAGUUCUGGGCUUGAGAGACUGU
This is a messenger RNA of Psylliodes chrysocephalus, 2645 nucleotides long. NCBI's taxonomy places the organism in Eukaryota, Metazoa, Arthropoda, Insecta, Coleoptera, Chrysomelidae. The record is from the annotation of a GenBank genome assembly.